Dioscorea cayenensis subsp. rotundata (Guinea yam) is the source of this 1260-nucleotide messenger RNA. Its product is annotated as F-box protein At5g07610-like. Lineage: Eukaryota; Viridiplantae; Streptophyta; Magnoliopsida; Dioscoreales; Dioscoreaceae. Gene Ontology annotation, molecular function: protein binding. The transcript has a single exon. The coding region runs from base 1 to 1260 and encodes 419 amino acids. The record is from RefSeq and is a predicted model, not a curated record.
AUGUUGGCGGACAACCUCGACCUUUUGUUGGAGGUACUCUCCCUGCUUCCAACACGAUCCCUGAUCAGAUUCAAAAGUGUUUGCAAGCGAUGGCAUUUGGUCAUCUCAGAUCCGUAUUUUAUCAAAAUACACACAAAUCGUUGCAAUCCUUAUGCCAUGUCAGGUUUUAGAUUUUCAAAUCAAGAGGUUGAUCGUUGUUACUUGCUUGGAGGUGCACAUGCUUCUGCAUCAGCAUCAGCAUCAGCAUCAGCAUCAGCAUCAGCCCCAGAUCUCUUCUCCCUUUCUAUCCUCAAAGAUGAUGCUGAAAGCUUGAAAGUUGUUGGUAACUACCGUCUUUAUUGUUGCCGUUCUUUCUAUGGUUUACUCAUUUGCCCACUUAUGCUGAGCCGAUCUGAGUUAGUAUAUGAGUUCAUCUACAUAUUCAAUCCUGUGACAAAACAAUUCAAAAGAAUUCCUUAUGUUGACCCAGAACGGUAUUUUUCAGAUAUCAUUCUCACUCCUGAUCAUAAAGUCAUAAUGUUUUCAACUCAUUUCAUCCAUUACAAUGAUGCUGAUAUUAGAAUGUAUAUCCCAGACACUCAAUCAUGGAAGACCUUAUAUUCAUUUGGAUAUCAUAAAAAAUCUCGAAAUUUUGAAUCAAUCUUUAUCAAAAGAAAAGGAAUAUUUUUGAAUGGAACAGUUUAUCAGGUAAUGGAAUCUGAGACCAUACCUGAGACAACCCUCAAAUUUCCCUUUUGCCGCAAACUUUACAUAUUCUCUUUCAACUUGGAAAGUUUGUCAGCACAAAAACUACUACUUCCUCUUGAUUUUUAUCAAGAAAAUCUAUAUUUUGGAGAGAUCCAAGGUCAUUUGCACUUGAUUAUGCAACAGAGCAUAUUUGAUUUUGUUUUUCAUAUAAUGGAGAUCAAAGAAGACUUUUCUGGAUGGAAUUUCUUGCAUUGCAUUGAUCUGAUCAAUUUUAUGAGAGAUAUACAUCCACAAAUAGAAUAUAGAGGACAAGAGCAAUAUUUAUAUGGACUUUCACCGAUACAUGUAGCUUUGGGAGAAAGAGAAGAAGACUAUGAGUUGUUCUUAACGUUGGUUAUUCCCAGAUAUUGGCCUGCAUACACAUGCGGCCUUACUAAAAUUUUUUCAUACAAUAUUGUCAGUAACACCUACCGGGAAAUACAGGAAGUUUCAAACGAAGAAGAAGGGCGUUAUGAAGGGUAUUAUGGAGCUUUUCGUAUCAAGACAUAUUAUCCCAUGCUAACCACUCCAUGA